ACAUCCUAUAUACUCACUCCGGAAACGAUGCUGUCAAUUCCACUGAAGAAAACUGAUCCGGUGGAGCUGUACCUGCCCUUACGUAAGUUGGUAGCCUCAAAAUACUCCGAGAGCGAUGCACAAAAAGUUGAAAGCGUUCUGGAAACCCUAAACAAAUGCCGCAGGGACAUGGUGGAGCGCAGAGGGGACCUCUCCCUUCCCAUGCAACGUGACUGCCUCCUCCACUACUUCCAAUGUCUUUGCAUGGUUGAGCCACUAUUCACCUCUCUCUCCUCCGACGCCGAUCCCAUCAUCUUUGUCUGGUACGACGCCAUCAACCCUGAGCAUGAGGAAGGGGUCUCCUCCGAGCGCAACGCCAUCCAAUUGGAGAAGGCCGCUGCUCUUCAACCUUGGAGCCAUCUACAGCCAGAUUGCUGCCUCUUGCGACCGUACCACCGCCCUUGGCCGUCAUCUUGCAAUGGAAUCCUUCAAAGUCGCCGCCAAUUUCUUCUUCAAACUCUGGCAGGUUUUUGCCAAGCAUGUGGUCUCCGCCACCCUCGAUUUGACUGUCCACUUCGCGGAGUUUCUGCACCACCUCUUCUCCGCUCAGGCUUUCGAGCUCGAAUUACGGCAACAACUCAACAACAACCACGCCAGUUACGCUCUCCAACGACACCGAUGUGCCCCAUUGUUUAGCCCGGUUUGUUGGUUUUAUCUUAAAGCAAAUUGUCUGAUAUUUGCGGUUUUGGGUGUGGCUGGACGGAAACAUGACUACCGUUUUGACCAAGGCAAAACCUGGGUAACUCAUCUUUCCCAGAAGUUGGACUUCUUUAAGGCGGAGGCGAAUAAGGCUUUUCGUGUGAGGGAAUCAUCCAUCCUACCCAGAUACUUGCUACCUGAAGUAUACUCAUCGGUCAAUUCUUGUGCUCUUGAUCAUGAUGCAGAAUGUGUCACUGAGAUAGUAGUGAGAGGGAUUUGCAGAAAACCCAACCUACAACAAAUAUACCUUGACCUCCUCCUCUCCGAGUUCAAUCCUUUCAAGAUUGUCAAGGAUGGAAAGCUGGUGGCUAACCCAUGGGACAUGCCUCCUCCUUAUCCAACAAAUUCCGCAAUCCUCUCAUCUUCGCCGUCUCCGUGGUUUUCAGAUAUUCUUCAAUACCUUCCUUUGAAGAAGAGUGAGCACUUGAAUCUCUACGAGUCCCUGCGCAAUUACUUUGUCCUCAAAUACUCUGAGAGCGUGGCAAAGAAAGUAGAAGGCCUUCUCGAAAUGCUACGCAAAUUGUGCAAUCAGAUGCUGCGUGAUGAGCUUUCUCUACCCUUUCACCGUGACUGCCUCAUCCGUUAUUUCAAAUGCCUUUGCAUGAUUGAGCCUUUCUUCCCUAUGAAUGCCUCACCCAACCCACCUAUCUUUGUUUGGUACAAUGCCAUCAGCCCGCAACAGCACUCUUCUCAGCAUAACAUCCAUUUGGAGAAGGCCUCUGUUCUCUUCAACCUGGUAGCCCUCUGCACCCGCAUUGCUCUCUCCUGCAAGCUCACCACCAUCCAAGGCCAACGCCUUGCCAUGGACGCCUUAAAUGAUGCUUCAAAUUGGUUCUCUCUACUGAGGUUUGAGUCUAAGAAGGCAUCUGGCACGAUUGACUUGUCAGAACCAUACACCACUAUGAUAGGAAAUGAGAUUUCCAACUUGAAAUUGAAGUUUCCUCAUUCCCAAUCUGAUGAAUCAUCAUUACCUGGAUAUCCUGCUUCAGCUUAUGCUUGGUCGAUAUUUGGGCUUUUAGGUGAGAAUGUUGAGUGGAAGAUGGAAACCUGCCAUGAUGAAACGGAUCCGAAUGAUGUCACCGAACAAUUUAUUUUAGGGUAUUGUAAGUCUCACUCCCUGCUUCAAGUGGUUUGUCAACUACGAUGUUUGGACCUUCUCUCUGAGGUUAGCCCUGUCAUGGCUAAGGAUGGAAAUCUUGUGGCCAAUGCAACCUUAGAGGGACUAAAUUUGGCAUUGGAGAACAUGAGCUUGCAGGAGACACCACAGUAACAUUACCGAGAAAAACUAAACAAGCUUUAGGAAUUACCUUGUUUUCUUUUUUAAAUUGGAUGUUGGAACUUUGUAUUUUGAUGCUAGAACUCUUCUUGUGAAAUAUUAUCCUAGUGAUUUUGUUUGUUGAUGUA
This is a messenger RNA of Arachis duranensis, 2142 nucleotides long. RefSeq lists its product as uncharacterized. Bases 326 to 2008 code for a protein of 560 amino acids. NCBI's taxonomy places the organism in Eukaryota, Viridiplantae, Streptophyta, Magnoliopsida, Fabales, Fabaceae. Gene Ontology annotation, biological process: negative regulation of stress fiber assembly. The transcript is spliced from 3 exons. The record is from RefSeq and is a predicted model, not a curated record.